Vanrija pseudolonga is the source of this 292-nucleotide messenger RNA. RefSeq lists its product as uncharacterized. The transcript has 2 exons. The coding region runs from base 34 to 249 and encodes 71 amino acids. NCBI's taxonomy places the organism in Eukaryota, Fungi, Basidiomycota, Tremellomycetes, Trichosporonales, Trichosporonaceae. The record is from RefSeq and is a predicted model, not a curated record.
CUCACGCAACUUACGCACACCACACACACCACCAUGACGGCUACCGACAGUGCGAGCAAGACGCCCUUCGAGGGCAAGAAGGCCACAGCGAAGCUGGCCACCGAGGUGCCCGACGCGAGCGUCAAGCGCGCCGCCGUCGUGGUCAAGAAGUCGCCCUUGGAGCUUGACGAGACGGAGCGCGGCGAGGGCGGAUUUGGCUCGACGGGCGGCUUCGGCGCCGCUGCCGCAGCCGAGGCCCCGAGCGCGUAGCGAUCUGCACUGUAGCACAGCAUAUGUAUCAUUAUGUCGCGAG